Molecule: messenger RNA, 1270 nt
Organism: Actinia tenebrosa (Australian red waratah sea anemone)
Lineage: Eukaryota; Metazoa; Cnidaria; Anthozoa; Actiniaria; Actiniidae
Product: U6 snRNA-associated Sm-like protein LSm1
Biological process (GO): deadenylation-dependent decapping of nuclear-transcribed mRNA
Cellular component (GO): Lsm1-7-Pat1 complex; P-body
Molecular function (GO): mRNA binding
Source: RefSeq, a predicted model, not a curated record
GGCUACUAAGUCUUCCGGUUUCCAUCGAACGAUUCUUUGUACAAAAUUUCACCAGUAAAGUUUAUUCCUUCUAAGAAUUCUGCUUCUAACUUGACAUUCAUGAGGGAAUUUUGUGGCCUAUGGCAGGAUAACAUCUAAGUAUGAGUUUCUUGCCAGGCACAGCGAGUCUUAUCAAGGAAAUCGAUAAGAAGCUUCUAGUUGUGUUAAGAGACAAUAGGACUCUAAUUGGAUACUUGAGAAGCAUUGAUCAGUUUGCUAAUCUAGUGCUACARGAUACAAUAGAGAGAAUCCAUGUAGGAGAUAAAUAUGGGGAUAUAAACAGAGGAAUCUUUGUGRUCAGAGGAGAAAAUGUGGUCUUGUUAGGAGAAAUUGACCAAGAGAAAGAAAAAAAUUCAACUCAAMAACAAGUGUCUGUUGACGAGAUACUUGAAGCCCAACGAGCUGAGCAAAUUGAAAAAGAAGAGCAGGAAAAAGCUAAGAAUAAGGCAAGACUACAGCAAGGAAUGCCUGUUAAUACUUCUGAAUCCUAUCUAAGCACUGAUGAUAGGUUUCUUUGAUUCAUGUUUAACUGCAUAAGAUAAGUUUCUCACUAUAAUGUGAGAGAUAGGGAGGGAGGGGCAAUGUUUUUGUAUGCUAUUCUAUUUAACAGUUUAAAACUUKAAGUUUACUUUCUGAAGUUUCUGAAAAUGGUCAAGCACUACUUAUAAAGGAUGGGAACGAUGAAUGAUAAUGAACGAUAUCUGGCAUCAUUUAUUACUAUUUUUUCAGUAACGAUUAUACAAAUAGUUGUUUGAAACCUAUAAUAUUUUAACUUUUCUUUAGUUUUGAUAACAAUUGCUAAGGUAUAUAGAAUAAUGUUUCGUUUUCUUCAAAAAACAAAAAAAUUCUUAAAAAUAUGUUUAUGUUUAUGUGUUGGAUAUGUUUAUAUGKGAUACCACAGGAACCCCAACAUAAGGUUCCUUUGUUCUUUUCUUCGGAGUCCUUAGAGACAUCCUUUGAGUCGUUCAACAAAGCCUGUUGUAUUUUCCCAGUGGUGCACUGCAGUUUGUGCAUGUGUGAAUCACGUCUUUGCAGGAAUCCAAACAGAAUGGUAUCAAGCAGCAACCAAACCAGCACCUGUGGGGGGAGGAGAAAGGAUUGAGAAAUGUUCAAUAUCAAAUAACUAGUUUUAUUAUACAUUUUACUGACUGUCUCACUUCUGAUUGGCUGACAGCCCCCAGCCAAUCCAUGUUAUUGUGUAAACUUGAAAUGAUAAAUGUAUUAUCUGUAG